Messenger RNA from Cannabis sativa, 783 nucleotides. Its product is annotated as secreted RxLR effector protein 161-like. Bases 1 to 783 code for a protein of 260 amino acids. The record is from RefSeq and is a predicted model, not a curated record. The transcript has a single exon. Lineage: Eukaryota; Viridiplantae; Streptophyta; Magnoliopsida; Rosales; Cannabaceae.
AUGCACAAAAGGGGAUUUCAGAGAAGCUAUUAUGACUCUUGCCUAUACUACAAGGGUAGUGAUAUUAAAGAGGCAAUCUACUUACUUUUGUAUGUAGAUGAUAUGCUUAUAAUAAGCAAAGAAAGAGCCAAGAUAGAACUCAUGAAGAGUUGGUUAAAAUCUGAGUUUGAAAUGAAAGACCUUGGAUUUGCUUCUAAGAUCCUUGGGAUAAAUAUUAAAAGGAAUAGAAGCAAAGGUCUACUGGUUUUAGAUCAGGAGGAUUACAUCAAGAAAAUCAUAGAGAAGUUCUCUAUGGGAGAUUCAAAGAUCACUAAACAACCUAUGACAAACCAGUACAUCCUAAGUAAAGACCAAUGUCCUAAAACUCAAGCAGAGAAGGAAGAAAUGAGUGAGGUGCCUUAUUCAAAUGCUGUAGGGUCUAUUAUGUAUCUAAUGGUAUGUACAAGACCUGACUUAGCCUACUCAAUCAGUGUAUUGAGUAAAUACAUGUCAAAUCUAGGGAGAGAACAUUGGAAAGCUAUGAAAUGGGUAUUCAAAUAUCUAAUUGGUACUAAAAGGGUUGGUUUAAAGUUCAAAAGACAAAACAGCAACAACACCAUUGAAGGCUACAGUGAUGCUGAUUUUGUAGGGGACAGAGAUAGUAGAAAAUCAACUUCAGCUUACUAUUUUCUAGUAGAAGGAAAAUGUGUAAGCUGGAGAGUUCAACUACAACCUGUAGUGGCCUUAUCCACUACUGAAGCUGAAUAUGUAGCAGCUACAGAGGCAAUAAAGGAAGCUAUUUGA